AUGGCUUUUAAAGACACCAGGAAGACACCCAUGGAAACAGAGAUAGCAAUUCCCCGAAUUAGAAUUACUCUCACCAGCCGCAAUGUGAAACAUUUGGUAAAGGUAUGUGCUGACCUGAUCAAAGGCACAAAGGAAAAGAAUCUCAAAGUGAAAGGAGCAGUUCAGAUGCCUACCAAGCCUCUGAGAAUCACUACAAGAAAAACUCCUUGUGGUGAAGGUUCUAAGACUUGGGAUUGUUUUCAGAUGAGGAUCCACAAGCAACUUAUUGCUCUGUACACCCCUUCUAAGAUUGUUAAGCAGAUUACUUCCAUCAGUACUGAUCCAGGAGUCAGGGUUCCAACACAUAGUACUGGAAGUCCUAGGCAGAGCAAUUAA
This is a messenger RNA of Ailuropoda melanoleuca (giant panda), 375 nucleotides long. RefSeq names its product 40S ribosomal protein S20-like. NCBI's taxonomy places the organism in Eukaryota, Metazoa, Chordata, Mammalia, Carnivora, Ursidae. Gene Ontology annotation, biological process: translation. Gene Ontology annotation, cellular component: small ribosomal subunit; ribosome. The transcript has a single exon. The record is from RefSeq and is a predicted model, not a curated record. Bases 1 to 375 code for a protein of 124 amino acids. Gene Ontology annotation, molecular function: structural constituent of ribosome.